AUGGCAGAUAUGGCAGCCCUGAACAAAGACUACCCUCUGACGGGUGUAGUCAUUUGCUUUACGUCAGUUCAAAUUGAGCAACGGACUCAACUGACCCAAAUGGCGGAACAAAUGGGCGCGAUGCACAGUGUCCACCUUACCUCGGAUGUAACUCAUUUACUCGUGGGUGAUACAAACAGUGACAAGUACCGAUUUGUCGCAAGAGAACGAAAUGACGUGGUGGCUAUGAACCCAGACUGGAUCGAGGCUGUUCGAGAGUCGUGGACAAAGGGCGAGGAUAUAGACAUCCACGCGCUGGAAAUCCAAUAUAAAUUGUCCACGUUACAUGGACUCAAGAUUUGCAUCACUGGAUUUUCAGAUCUUCCCUUCCGUUCAUACAUGCAGAAGACCACAGAAGAGAAUGGCGCUGAAUACCGAAAAGACCUGACCAAAUCCGUGACCCAUCUUAUUGCGCGCAACUCGGAGGGCGAGAAGUAUAAAUUCGCAACACAAUGGAACAUCAAAGUCGUUUCAGUCAAGUGGUUUACAGACAGUAUCGAGCGUGGAAUGAUCCUCGGCGAAGAGAGGUAUCACCCGCUGGUUCCACCAGCUGAACAAGGUCUAGGCUCAUGGAAUCGAACCGCGCCAAUGGAGAGAGAGCCAUCUAAAAAGGACAACCCUGCCACAAACGAAAAUCCUAUGAACCCACGACCUAGAAAACUACGCAGGAUCGCAAGUACCAAACUUGUGGACCAGAACGAAAGCAUCUGGGGAGAUAUCGUGGGAACGGGAUUCGACAAUAUUCAAGCAAAUGGACCAAGAACAACACCCCACAGACGAGGCUCCGAGGGUCCCAAACCUGUCAUACAGGCAUAUCAGUCAUUUGCCAGUGAAACCACAUUCUCUGAGAAUAUGGAGACUAGCCAGAAGCCCGCGAAACCCUCAAAAGACAAUGGGUUCUUACACGAGACGUACUUUUUCAUCAAAGGAUUCUCUACCAAACAGACAAGCGUUCUGCGGGAUCAUCUCACCUAUAACGGGGCCCAACUCGUGAACUCGCUGAGUGAGUUUUCUAGCCCUAGAAUCCCAAAGACAGGGCAUGGGCUAUACAUCAUGGUGCCAUACCAAACCCCCAGGUCAGACAUCCCUUCAACGGAUGAUUUGGCAUUUGAAUGUGAGGUUGUCACUGAAAUGUGGUUGGAAAGAUGCAUCGGAACAAAGGCUUUUGUCCCACCGGAGUCCCAUGUUGCAAGCACACCUUUCCCGAAGUUUCCCAUACCAGGAUUCUCGGGAAUGCGGGUAUGCUCUACUGGCUUUGGAGGCAUCGAUCUUCUACAUGUGCGCAAACUGGUUGUAUUAAUGGGCGCCACUUAUGGUGAUUACCUCACAGAGAAAGCAUCAAUUCUCAUUUGCAACGAUCCUCAAACAGCGAGUUUAGACAAACUGCGACACACUGCUGAAUGGGGAGUUCCGGCAGUGUCCGCCGACUGGCUUUGGAUAUCUAUACAAACUGGCCAGAAGAAGCCAUUUGAGCCAUAUCUUGUUCGACGUGGAACAUCUCAAAAUUCUAGCAGCGCAGGUAAAUCUACAGCGGCAUCUGCAAAGCGAAAACAGCCCCUUGACGACAGUGAACAACGAGAGAGUAUUCCACCUAACCUUUCCACCAUAUCAACAAAACUCAACAUCGAGAAGCGAGGUUUGAAGAGGACCGAUUCAAGCCGAACAGUGCCAGUCAUUGGCGAUGGCUUCGAAGAUGACGCCCCGAAACCUUCAGUCCCAGAAUCCCGCUCUCCAUCCCCAGAAAAUGCACCCGACAAGCCAACGACAGAGGAAGGGAACUCAAGACAACCAACGCCAAGUGCAGACCCAGCACCAGCAGCGGGCCCAUCGGCACUCGACACAGCCCUAAGUGGACUCCUCCAACAAGCCCGAGCAGCGAAGUCACGCCAACAAUCCGAAAGCACACCAACAAACGAAGACGGUAGCUUCCCACAGCCGCGAAAGCGCAAACCCCUGCUCGGCCGCGCCUCCUCAAAUCGAAUGCUAGAUGGCCCGUCGGCCGUUUCACGUGCCAGCUCAGUCGACACACUAAAUGAUGACGGGUUGGGCAGCGCAAUUGAGAGCGCUAACCCCACACGAGACAACUCGAUAUCUCGGAGCAACAGCCGCGUCGAACAGAGUCUAUCGUCAAUGCUCAGUGGUGGGAAUUUCGAUUUCCUUCAUGAUCGACCGGUGCAUAUGCAGGAAGAUGAGGAAAACCAGGAACCGCAAAUGACACAGCUGGAUUAUGAGGAUCCCGAUGCUGCAGCUAUGAGGGCCCAGUUCCUGAAAAAUGCUGGCAAGGUGUCCAAUAAGAAAAAUGAUAGGGCCGGUGUGCUUGUGGGGGAGGUACGGGAAUUGGAGGAUAUUGGAUGGGCAUCUGGACGGAGAACGAGGAAGCAGCCUGUUAAACUUGAUGAUGAUGAGUGA
Molecule: messenger RNA, 2448 nt
Organism: Penicillium nucicola
Lineage: Eukaryota; Fungi; Ascomycota; Eurotiomycetes; Eurotiales; Aspergillaceae
Exons: 6
Coding region: 1-2448 (815 amino acids)
Biological process (GO): DNA replication initiation; mitotic DNA replication checkpoint signaling; mitotic G2 DNA damage checkpoint signaling
Source: RefSeq, a predicted model, not a curated record